UAAACAUAUUCAUGAUUCAUACUUCCUUGUUGUCAGCCCUGAUUCAUAGGACCAUGGUUGACCGAUUGGUAAAUAGUGAGGCUAAUGCCAGACGUAUUGCUAUGGUUGAAAACUGCUUUGGCAGUUCUGGCCAGCCACUUGCAGUACCUGGAAGAGUCUUAGUUGGAGAAGGUGUGUUAACAAAAAUGUGUAGGAAAAAGCCUAAACCAAGACAAUUCUUUUUAUUUAAUGAUAUAUUGGUUUAUGGAAAUAUUGUAAUGAAUAAAAAAAAGUACAACAAACAACAUAUCAUACCACUUGAAGAAGUCAAACUUGAAUCUUUGAUUGAUGAUGGUCAAUAUCGCAAUGGCUGGCUCAUAAAAACAGUAACAAAGUCAUUUGCUGUUUAUGCUGCUACUGCAACAGAGAAACAAGAAUGGAUGGCUCAUAUUACAAAAUGUAUUGAAGAUUUAUUAAGAAAAAGUGGUAAAAAACCAGUUGAAGUUCAUGCAGCUGUUUGGGUACCAGAUAAUGAAGCUACAAUUUGUAUGCAUUGUAAUAAGACACAAUUUACAGUCUUAAAUAGACGGCAUCAUUGUAGGCAAUGUGGAGCUGUUGUAUGUGGACCUUGUAGCAAUAAAAAGUUGUUAUUACCUGGACAAGGAAAUGGAAAAGCAGUUAGAGUUUGUCUACAAUGUUAUGAUGCAGCCAGUAAAGUAAAAGCAUCAUCUCCAUCUACUGUUGAUAAUUUAAAUAAUAAAGAUCAACAACGUAAUUCAGCAGAUAGUUCAGGAGGUGAUAGUUCUGGUGAUGAUGAUGAUGGAAACAAAGAAGAAAAUCACGAUCAUGAGCCUAAAUUUUAUUCUACGCUUGCCCGAUGAAGUUAACUACAUUUUAUAUUGAACAGCAAUAUGAAUAAGAACAUAUUCAGAACUAUAUUUUUAAAAGUUGAUAACUUCAAAUUGUCAAUAAUAUUAUAACUAAUAGUAAUUUAAAGAUUGUUAAAACUAUUUUUAAAUUAUAUUUAUGCAAAGAAUUAAGAAACAUAUCUGUAUAUAAAGAAUUCAAAUAAUUUUGUAUUAAAUUUUGAAAUUUAAUGUUUUAAUAUGUAUAUCUAAUUUAUAUGAAUAACUUUGAAGAUAUCAUUGACAUUAAGAAUUAAAUAAUAUAUUAUUUUAAUAUUUACAAAAAAAUUAAAAGAUAGAAGAUUACUAUUUUUUUAACUCUAUAUUUUGUAAAAAGAAUUCAUGAAAUUUUGACCAUUUAUACUUAUAUCGUCUUGUUAUACUGAAGUAUUUCGAUAUAUAUUCUUAUUAGAUUCUAUUUUAUCUAAUUUUCGUUGAUAUGAUAUUUUAUGAAUAUAUGCCACAUUGUGCCUUUCUUAAUGAAACAUUUGUCUUUUCUACUGUUUGUAAGCAGAUAAUGUUAAUUUUAGAAAAAGUACAUUAUAUAUAAUAAAUUUUAAACAUAUAAAUACAUAUAAUAUAAAAUCAAAAUUCAGUUUAAUUACUUGUAUUAUAAAAUUAAACGAAAUCUUUAUAAAAUAUUAUAUCGUAAAAUAAAAUAAAUUUAAUUAUAUUUAA
Messenger RNA from Apis mellifera (honey bee), 1562 nucleotides. RefSeq names its product pleckstrin homology domain-containing family F member 2 (gene rush). Bases 12 to 860 code for a protein of 282 amino acids. The record is from RefSeq and is a predicted model, not a curated record. Gene Ontology annotation, cellular component: early endosome. Lineage: Eukaryota; Metazoa; Arthropoda; Insecta; Hymenoptera; Apidae. The transcript is spliced from 8 exons. Gene Ontology annotation, molecular function: phosphatidylinositol binding; metal ion binding.